CACAUCAAGACGGAAAUCAUCUAAAGGCAUCUCAAAAGAGAGAAAGCAAUCGAAGAAGGCAAACAUGAGGAACCUGACACUUGCUGUUCUGUGUGCUGUCAUCGCAAUUUGCCUCUGUCAUGGGGAUUCUGACAACUCUGUUAGCGCCCCUGAUUCUCACAGUUCAGAAGACUUCUUUGUGAAGCGAGACACAGCCUCUUCUUUUGUGAAGCGCCUGAAGAGAAAUGCAAAUUACAGCCCCCAGCAGCUGGAAAGUUUGCGUGAGGUGUGUGAAGUCAACUUGGCUUGCGAGCACAUGGCAGAGACUGCUGGGAUCCUCGCUGCCUAUCAACAAUACUAUGGACCUAUUCCUUUCUAGACCAUUCGGAAUAUGAAUAACAGAGGACACCCAUGCCCAACCACCCUGACCCCUCUGCUAUGUAACCACUACAUUAUUAGGCCACUAUCUGCCCAAACAUGGCCGGGGUUAAAUUUGCCAGCCAUUAAUGGGAGCAAGAAUCUGCAUUUUAUGCACAACUGCACCAAGUACAAUGUGAAAAAAAGCUUUCAAUGUGACAAGUUAUCAUCUAUGUCAGCACAGAAAGUACUGGAUGAUAUGUAUGUUCUUUUAGACUGUUAGAAGUUUUGAAAUGUAUUUGAAAGUGUUAAAAUGAUUAAAGACUGUAUUAUAGGGUGCCUCUUAUAUUAAAAUGUAUAAAUAUA
Polypterus senegalus (gray bichir) is the source of this 702-nucleotide messenger RNA. It is a transcript of the gene bglap, whose product is annotated as bone gamma-carboxyglutamate (gla) protein. The record is from RefSeq and is a predicted model, not a curated record. The transcript is spliced from 4 exons. NCBI's taxonomy places the organism in Eukaryota, Metazoa, Chordata, Cladistia, Polypteriformes, Polypteridae. Gene Ontology annotation, biological process: bone development; regulation of cellular response to insulin stimulus; response to vitamin K. Gene Ontology annotation, molecular function: hydroxyapatite binding; structural constituent of bone; calcium ion binding. Gene Ontology annotation, cellular component: extracellular region. Bases 65 to 358 code for a protein of 97 amino acids.